AUGAGCUCCCGCAUCCACGUGCUGCGCCUCUACCGGCGGUCCCUCAAGCUCGCCCUCGACUGGAGCGUGCAUCGCUACCUCUGGCGCGGCCAGGCCAUGUAUAUUCGCGAGUUGUUUGAGAAGCAGAAGAACGUCACAGAGCCGCGACUGCGCAGGGAACUCAUCAAGGAGGCUGAGCACUUGCUUGAGAAGUGGAAGCACCCGGAUCCAUACCGCCCACCGACCGCGCCCGGAGGUUCAAAGUACGAGCGCAAUCUUCCUUGCCCGAUUUUGGAUCCUCCCCCCAAAAUGAUCUUGUAA
This is a messenger RNA of Plenodomus lingam JN3, 300 nucleotides long. RefSeq lists its product as uncharacterized. Lineage: Eukaryota; Fungi; Ascomycota; Dothideomycetes; Pleosporales; Leptosphaeriaceae. The record is from RefSeq and is a predicted model, not a curated record. Gene Ontology annotation, biological process: mitochondrial electron transport, NADH to ubiquinone.